UGUGGGGGCUGCUCUGAAGUUGGUCACAUUGCUGUUGCUAUUACCACAAAUGAUACAGCCCACGGGUGAGCUGAACACUUAGUCAGCUGAGCAGCUUAUCAUCAUGUCGGUGAACCACUCGACCAGAGCCUUGCCUCAGCACUGAGCCAGACACUUGACGGGAAACAAGAAAGUAAACGAGAGAGAGGCAGCACCAAGCGCGGAGAAAGAGAGUGGAUAUUACAAGCUAUGCUCUUCGGCUGAACCUCGGAUGAUUGAGAAGAGGAGAAACAAGGAUCAGUAUUUAACACAUUUGCGUGGAAAGAGAGACAAAUGCAGAGGAACAUGGGGUGAAGGAGAGUGACAACAAGAAACUGAAAGCAAAACAGGAAAAAAAAAAAACAAUGCAUCAGUGAGUGGGAAAUACAGGAGAGGGGACUAGCAAACUACUGCAGAGUGCGCGAGGUAUGUCAGGUGUGUGUGGGUGUAACUGCUGGUAACCAGGCAGGGACGGCCCUCGUCUCGUGGGGAUGCAGGGGGAGCGACUCAAUCAGCAAUGCAACAAAAGACGAGAACACACAAACGCAAACACUCAUUUUCACUCGGACCCGAUCACAAGCACGGAGGACACGGCCGCCAGAAACAACAACAGCAAAGCAAGCCUGACAAUGUGUGUCAAAUGUAGCUGAAGUGUAUAUCAGAGACUGCUCCUGCUGCUGCUGCUGUUACUGGUGAUGGCACUGGUGGAAAUGGCUCUCAUUCCCGGUCUGUCUCUGGAUGGAUUUUUAUAACACACUUGGGGCAGUAGCUUAGAUUGCAAUGGUCAGAACAGGGGCUAAUGUUUAACGUCCUCCUCUUUCACUGUGAAGACAACAGGCUCAACUGCCAUCAAGGAGGGUUAUCUGCGACAGUGCUGUCUGCAUACGAAGGAGCUGGACUAUUAUGUUCCAGCUUGAAGGGACCAAGUGCAGCUUCCUGUUGUGCCUGGGGAUCAGUAUUAUGGUCUGUUCAGUUAUUUACUUCAGGGCCAGGAUGCCAACAGAGCCCCAGCCUCAAGGAGAGUCUCUGAAUUGCAGGCCUUCCUCAAACAGAUGUAGCAUGUUACUGCCUGGCAGUGAAGAUGGGCUACGAUGGGACCACCAUGAGUGCAAGGUGGAAAGUUACAUUCUGAACAAUCAUCUGCACUGCUCCGAUUUGACCAGAGACCUCCACUUUAUCACUAAACCUCUGAGCUAUGAGGAGGAGAACUACCCUUUAGCUUUCAUUUUGACUGUUCACAAGGAGCUGGAGCUUCUUGUGCGCCUGCUGCGGGCUAUUUAUGCCCCACAGAAUGUGUACUGCAUUCACGUGGAUGCCAAGGCUCCUUCGAACUACCGGAAGGCUGUUCAGAGGCUGGUAAGCUGCCUCCCCAAUGCCUUCCUCUCCAGCCAAAGUGAGAUAGUGACAUACGCUGGGUUUUCCCGUCUCCAGGCAGAUGUGAAUUGCAUGAAGGAUCUAGCAAAGUCCAAGGUAGGCUGGAGAAAGGUGGUGAAUCUGUGUGGACAGGAUUUCCCUGUCAUGAGCAACCUGGAGCUGGUGCGUUACAUGCAGAGCAAACAGUGGAAGGACAGGAAUAUGACCCCUGGGAUCAAGCAGCCUUUGACCAUGAGGCACAGGACACAGCUCCAGCACAAGGAGAUCAUCGGCUCACAUGUGGCCCCUAAAGGAAAGGGAUUGAGGAAGAGUCCUCCUCCACACAGUCUGCAAGUCUAUUUUGGAACUGCUUACUAUGCUCUAACACGGGAAUUUGUAGACUUUGUCCUGGAGAGCCCAGUAGCCCAGGACCUGUUGGAGUGGUCCAAAGACACAUUCAGUCCAGAUGAGCACUACUGGGUGACACUCAACCACAUUAAAGAAGCUCCAGGGAGCCACCUAGAUGGAGGUUGGGCUGGAGACAUAAGGGCAAUCAAAUGGAGAGAUCAGGAGGGAUCAGUACACAGUGGCUGCAAAGGACGUUAUGUAAGAGACAUCUGUAUCUAUGGGGUGGACGACCUGCCAUGGAUCAUCAACAGGAACAGCAUGUUUGCCAAUAAGUUUGAGAGCAGCACCUUCCCUGAGGCACUGGACUGUCUCGAGCAUUGGCACAGAGACAAGGUGCUGAGGCAGGCCACUGUGCCCAUACAUCCAUCAUGGCUGCUGCCCACAGAGCGUAACUCAAGCAGCAGCAGAUCCUUCAACAGCAGUACUGGAGCCUGAAAUUGCCGCCACUCCCUAACCGACAACUAGGCUACAUGCAGGUCCAGAUUAUUUGCACUUUCGAAAUGGCUGGAGAAUGUAGCAAAUGCAAGUGGCAAAGAGCAAAUUGGUUAUGAUACGAUGUUUCACUAAACAUCACCUCCAGACUGUAAAAGGGUGCCACUGCUCAUAGAUUUGAUUUGUCUAUUUGUGAAACUGUAAGAUGCCUGUUCUUUUUUUGUUUGUUUUUUUGCUAUUCAGAGAGCAUUUGCUGGAUACAAGCAUGCACUUCACUUUGGAAGGAUGCUAUCAUUUCUCAGACUUGAAUUAUGCUUGACUCCAAUUUCAAGAGGUCAAAUUUGAGGUUUUGAGAAUUAAAUGAUUAGGUAAGAGGAGCCACAACACCUUAAGGACUUUGCUAGCCCAGUGAGGUUAUAUGCAGAUUUCUAACAUUUUCACUGCUGUUAGAAUGAUGAAGAAAAUUAGUUUUGCUUAGAUGACAAA
Myripristis murdjan (pinecone soldierfish) is the source of this 2697-nucleotide messenger RNA. RefSeq names its product glucosaminyl (N-acetyl) transferase family member 7 (gene gcnt7). The transcript has 5 exons. The record is from RefSeq and is a predicted model, not a curated record. Gene Ontology annotation, molecular function: acetylglucosaminyltransferase activity. Lineage: Eukaryota; Metazoa; Chordata; Actinopteri; Holocentriformes; Holocentridae. Gene Ontology annotation, cellular component: membrane. Bases 922 to 2214 code for a protein of 430 amino acids.